Messenger RNA from Candoia aspera, 2900 nucleotides. RefSeq names its product colony stimulating factor 2 receptor subunit beta (gene CSF2RB). Gene Ontology annotation, cellular component: external side of plasma membrane; membrane. The record is from RefSeq and is a predicted model, not a curated record. Lineage: Eukaryota; Metazoa; Chordata; Lepidosauria; Squamata; Candoiidae. The transcript is spliced from 13 exons. Gene Ontology annotation, molecular function: cytokine receptor activity; protein binding. Gene Ontology annotation, biological process: cytokine-mediated signaling pathway. The coding region runs from base 39 to 2639 and encodes 866 amino acids.
AGGUGAGUUCUUCAGGAAACAAAGAGUGACUAAGGAACAUGAAGCCCUACCACAUUGUUCUGACGUUGAGCCUCAUCGCUGUCAUCACUGAAGCUCAGCAGAGCUGGCUGAUGGAAACCUUGAACUGUUCCAGUGACUUUGAAUCACGGAUAGACUGCACUUGGUCUGAGCUUCAGGAGGCAAAUGCCUUUGUCAAGAUGCACCUUUUUAACAAAGAAACAAGUUUAAACCUCACAAAGAUGAUCUGCAAUAGCCAAGAACUAGACUCCCAGAUACAUUGGAGCUGUAGCAUGAAUGAAACCAUUUUCCAUUCUUUGAGGAGUGACUUGUUCAUUUUCAAACCUGAUCGGGAAUUGGGAAUCCAGCUGAAUGUUGACCUCUUCAGUAACAUCCAGCCUCUGUCACCUGAGAUAUUAAAUGUCACUGUCACAGAAGAACAUGAUUUCCUGUUGGAAUGGAAAGCAGGUGGAGGAACAAACAGAAAUCGCUUGUUGGAAGGCCUCCCCCUGGAUUUUCAAAUAACCUACAAAAGAACCUGGGAACUUUGGGAGGAAUCUUCCUCUGUUUUGAUCUCCAAUAGCUCCCAUUACCUUCUCCGACACAAUAACCUUGUGCCUGGCAGCAGGUAUGUUGCCCGAGUUAGAAGCAAACCAAAUCAAGGCAGUGGAUUUGCUGGCCAUUAUAGUGACUGGAGUCCCAUGGUAACUUGGCAAACACAGGAAGAUGAUGCUCUGCCCAAGAAUCUUCAAUGUUAUUUUAAUGGAAUUGAUAGGUUCAAAUGCAGUUGGGAGGUGAGACAGGAGGUCAUCAGUUCUGUCUUGUUCACACUCUUCUACAAAGACAAUCCUGGAUCAGAAGAGAUGGAAUGCUCUGAAGUCUAUCAAGUACCUCUUAUAAGCAAUAAUGCCACUUAUCAUGUAUUGCAAAGCUGCGAGAUCAAUGUCACUAACCCAAACCAGCAAAGCCAAUAUCUCGUGCGUGUAGGGCCAAAAGAAGAAGCGAAAAAGAUAAACAUGGGUGAGAACAUCAAGCCAUACCCACCUUACAACCUGUCUAUGUCUGGGUUGGAUGGUCCUGAGUACAUCCUGAUGUGGAACUCCAAAGAGAUCAACAAAAUUUUGAAAUUGCAAAAGAUAUAUCAGAUCUCAUACUGGGAAACUGGAAAACCUUUAGAGGCCCAAGAUGUUUACAGUGAUGCUGAGAAAUUUACCUUCACUUCACUGUUCCUGGAACUAGGUAAAAGUUACACAGCAAAGGUGCGAACAAAAGUAAACCGUCCUAGCUUCAAUGGUUCUUGGAGUGAAUGGAGUGAGGAAUGUGUCUGGCCAACCACCAGAGUUUUUCCUCCCUGGGGUAUCUUGCCAAUAACAGUGAUUUUUAUCAUUCUGAUGCUGGCAGGAAUCUGCUGUUGCCAAAAAUACCUUCUCAGCAUGAAAAAGGAAUGGGAAGCAAACAUUCCAAGUCCUCCCAAGACGUUUCUUCUCCCCAGUUUUUUCCCGAAAGUGAAAUUGGCAAACCAUUUGGAAGACAACAGUGCCCAGAGUUCUUUAGCAGAGGAAGGAAUCAGUCAUACCAGUAAACUGGAGAGGGAAUUACUGAUUAGCAGCUCAGCAGCUACUGAAGAUGGGUCAAGGAAAAUACCGCAUUUGGUUUGGUGUCAGGAUAUGAAAAAGAUAGAUCCUCUCAGCAAAGACAAUACAGGCCAGAAUUGUACCAGUCCCAAUGCACAAGUAUUUGAUUUUAAUGGCCCAUACAUAUAUUCCUCUUCAGAGUCCUUUAUACAUACUGUUCAGCAAGAUUUGAAAGUUACUCCUUCAGAAAUGAAGGAAACACCAGUGUCUCUGCAGUAUAUGGGAUUGCCGCCUUCUUUGUCUCUUCAGCAACAGCCAGUAGGGAAAGAGAAAAAUACUUUGUCUAAUGUCCAUCAGCAGAUGGGAGAGAAGCUUCUGUUUCCUACAAGUCAAGAAGCAUCUCACAUCCAGGAGACAAGUGGACAGUUGGAGAAAGAGGAAACUGAAGGAUGGAGGCCAACAUGUCUUUCCAGCUCAAAUAGCCACUGUCAAAAUUUGCCAUUAGACUACAUUGCUGCAGUAGAUCUAUCAAUAAGCAAAGAAAAGGGAUGUUUAUUGCCAUUACCUGUACUGGCCUCAGAAAAAGGGAUGCUUCCUUGUGCUAAUACAGCAAUAGGUGCUGCACAGUUGCCCCAAACUAUUGAAAAUCUCUCAGAUUCAGAGUUAUGCAAAAGGACAUCAAAACCGGUCCUCCCAGUUAUGGAUAAAGGUAUUGGUGACCACUCAGCAAUAUCUCAGGAAGAAUCUAAUGACUAUGUUAUGAACUUUUCUGCUACCUCUGGUUCUGUGUCAAAGGAUGGACUUGCUUUUGCCACGGAGGAGCCCGAGCCUAAGCAGGAUAUUCUUAUAUUCAGUCUUGGCAACAGAAGCCCAGUUUUCUUAUAUCAAGAGGGUGAAUACUGCUUCUUUCCUGGCUCCAAACCCACCAAAGAAGACUGUAAGGGUCAAAAAGCACCUGUGGGACACCAGUCUCCAGAAAUCUUUCCAAAGGUCACCAAAUCCCCCUGUGAGACAAAAUUUGCUGACAGCAAGCUACAGGUCACCUCUCAGGUAUGUCAAGACAUGUGAAAACAUGUGCCUCAGUAAAAGCUCUCUAGCCCUUGAAUACAUAAUCUUGCUCUCUUUUGUGCUAUGUGAGGGUUAUUUUUCACAUAAUCAGAAGAAAACAAGCUGAUAUCAAAUAUAUCCACUGCCAAAGCCAGGGAGAGAAGGAAAACAGGCCUCCUGCCCCCAAAGGAGGGCUGCCCAACCUAUUGCAGAGAUGAGGCAGGAGAAAGAAUUGCAAGUAUGAACUUCAACAUAGCCAUAAAUACGAUUUGCUUUUGAUAC